AUGGACGUGCUGCUCCGUACACUUGCACGCCGCAACACGUCCCCGCCUCCCCGCGACGGCGGCGGCGGACGCGGCCGCAACCGCACACGAAGAGAUGAUGGUGGCGGUCACAGCAGGCAAUUCGAGCUUAUUCUGGAGAUGCUUGCGAAGGGUCUCGUCGAGUAUGCCGUGCGCAAGUACAUGCCCGGCCAGGGCGGCGAGCGGGACAGGGGCGGCCAUGAUGAUCGGGUGAGGGCCAGGGGAAGGGACGACGAGGAGAGGCACCGGGGCGGUGUUCCGAACAUGGACGCCGACGUGCUGGAGACUAUCGGGAAGAGCAUUCUAGCCAAAGCUAUGGAGAAGUUUGGCGGUGGAGCGGAGGAGGAGAGAGCGGGCGAGAGGAGUGGCGGUGGUGGUGGUGGUAUUUGGAUCGACAUGAGAACUCGCGAGCACUCUCUCGCGAUAAUCAGGGAGAUGGAGAGAGCGGCGGUCAGCGGAGACGGGGGCAGAGCGAGCACGGUCGGAGGGGCUCACCGGAGCGGGAGCCGAGACAUCGUGACGAGCAGCAGCAACAGCGGCGGCAUCGUCGACAAGGCCAUGGCUGGACGGAUUACGGUCCGUUGA
This is a messenger RNA of Colletotrichum chrysophilum, 603 nucleotides long. RefSeq lists its product as uncharacterized. The coding region runs from base 1 to 603 and encodes 200 amino acids. The transcript is spliced from 2 exons. The record is from RefSeq and is a predicted model, not a curated record. Lineage: Eukaryota; Fungi; Ascomycota; Sordariomycetes; Glomerellales; Glomerellaceae.